Messenger RNA from Impatiens glandulifera, 1131 nucleotides. RefSeq names its product probable jasmonic acid carboxyl methyltransferase 1. NCBI's taxonomy places the organism in Eukaryota, Viridiplantae, Streptophyta, Magnoliopsida, Ericales, Balsaminaceae. Gene Ontology annotation, molecular function: S-adenosylmethionine-dependent methyltransferase activity. The record is from RefSeq and is a predicted model, not a curated record. Bases 1 to 1113 code for a protein of 370 amino acids. The transcript has 4 exons. Gene Ontology annotation, biological process: methylation.
AUGUCUACCGUAAACAUUCUUCACAUGAAGCAAGGUGAUGGAGAGAUGAGUUACGCAAAAAAUUCAACUAUUCAGAUGAGGUGGAUGAAUAUGGCACUGCCCAUUGUGAAGAAUACCAUCAAAGAGAUGCUUACAAUUCAUUUAACGUCAUUUGAAAAAUUAGAGAGUUUUAAGAUUGUGGAUAUUGGUUGUGGUUCAGGCCCCAACACUCUGUUAUUUAUGUCAGAGAUUAUCGACACCUUCUACAAUUUGUCCAACCAAAACAACCACCAAUCCCCAGAGAUAUCGAUUGUGUUGAACGAUCUGUACAAAAACGACUUCAAUAACAUUUUUAAUGCACUCCCAUUAUUCUACGAGCAACUUAAGGAGAAAUAUGGACAUGAAUUUAGUCAAAGGUGUUUCAUCUCUGUCGUGGCAUCAUCGUUUUAUGAGAGGUUGCUACCAAGCAAAAGUUUGCAUUUUGUACACUCUUCGAGUAGUCUUCAUUGGCUCUCUCAGGUACCAGAAAAUCUAGACAACAAAGGACAUAUCUACAUGGCAAAAGAUUGUCUUCCCAUUGUGUUUGAUGCUUACAAGAAUCAAUUUAAUAAGGACUUUUACUCAUUCCUUAACAAGAGAUCUCAAGAAAUUUUUCCAAAAGGGAAAAUGAUCCUUACACUUUUGGGAAGGAGCAUUCCAGAACCAUCUAGCAAUGAUGGUUGUUGCCUUUGGGAAUUAUUGGCUCAAUCACUUCUUGAUAUGGUUUCUCAGGGGCUGGUUAAAAAGGAAGACGUGGAUUCAUUCAAUUUACCUUUUUAUACUCCUUACUGUGAUGAAGUGAAGGAAAUAGUUAUGAAAGAGAACUCUUUUGAUCUUGACAAAAUUGAGGUUUACAUGUGCAAUUGGGACCCAAAUGAUGAUGAAGAUGAUGACAACAAUAUAUUUGAUAAAAAGAAAAGUGGAGAAAAUAUAGUCAAACGUAUUAGAGUAGUUUCUGAGUCAAUGUUGGUGACCCAUUUCGGGGAACUCCCCUUAGACACGGUGUUCAAGAUUUUCGCAGAGCGAGUAGCUAAUCAUCUCGAAAUGGAGAAGACAAAAUAUACCAAUCUCACAAUUUGCCUCAAGAAAAAAUAAGAAAAUGACUCUUACAUG